This is a messenger RNA of Lodderomyces parapsilosis, 5097 nucleotides long. It is a transcript of the gene REV3, whose product is annotated as Rev3p. Bases 1 to 5097 code for a protein of 1698 amino acids. Gene Ontology annotation, biological process: double-strand break repair via homologous recombination; error-prone translesion synthesis. Gene Ontology annotation, cellular component: zeta DNA polymerase complex; nucleus. Gene Ontology annotation, molecular function: DNA binding; nucleotide binding; DNA-directed DNA polymerase activity. NCBI's taxonomy places the organism in Eukaryota, Fungi, Ascomycota, Pichiomycetes, Serinales, Debaryomycetaceae. The transcript has a single exon. The record is from RefSeq and is a predicted model, not a curated record.
AUGAAUAAUGGUGAACAUAAUACUUCGACAUUUGACUCGACAUUUAAUGUGAGCUCGGUCAACUGGUCUUCUCACUCAACCUCGGCGUCCCAUUUAAAAAUUCAAAUCAACGAUUAUGACACUUAUCAAGCAUACCCCACCAAGUUGGAUCAGUUGUACACCCAGGUUUCUCAGGUUCCAAUCGUACGAGUUUACGGCUCGCUAUCUUUUGAAGAGCAAGCUGCCUCUUCUCGCAAUUUGUCUCCGAUGAAGAAGAAGCAGAAACUUUUGGGCUCCCAUCAGCUAACGCGUCCUAGAGCAUUUGUAUUCAAUGUUGUUAUACAUGUUCAUAAUUUCUACCCUUAUUUUUACGUGGAUUGUCAUGAGCAGGACUAUCAGAAACUACAAAGUCGUGAGUACUUGGACAAACUUAUCAACUAUUUAGAGGUGAUGGUAAGGGAAUCUUUUAAGCGGAGACGUGGGAGAAAGGGCACUGAAGAGCAAGAAUUGGAAAAUGAAAUCACAGUGGAGGACGAAAAGAAGGAGCAAGAAGAAGAUGCAGUUGAAAACGACCUCAACGGUAAUGAGAAGCUGAAUCUUCGUAAAUACAUUGCCAAUGUUUCAAUUUGUAAAGCAGUCCCCAUCUAUGGAUUUCAACUUGGUUAUAAAUUAUUCUACAAAAUUUCCCUUCUUUCGCCGUUAUAUAAAAAUCGAUUAGCAAGAAUGUUUCAAGAAAACAAAAUCAGCUUGCACAAUCUUGAUCAACCAGGUGGGGCAAAAGAAAGUGGGGCCGCAACAUAUGUUUAUGAAGCACACCUUCCGUACUUGUUGCAAUUUUUGACCGACUUUAACCUAUUUGGGUGUGGUUGGUUGGUUAUUGACCGCGAUCAUAUCAACGAUGGACCUCAAACGAAAGGUUUGUAUUUUCGAAUGCCAUUGAUAAGUGAACAUCAACGUGCGGGAUAUAACCAUUCACAAAUGCGUGGAUUAUCAAAUUAUUUGCAACUGUAUAUUUUACCCGAUAAUGUGCUAGUUGAUGGAGGAACUUUGCAAACGUUUAAGAGGAUCGGGAAGUCCAUGUUAGAGUUGGAUAUAACAACCAGUAGUAUUGUCAACCGCACUUGGCUAUCGGCGAGAGAAUUGCACAAUGAAUUUGUUGAGAGGAAACAAUUUGAGGAGUAUAAAGCUGACUUGACGCUGUUUGGUUAUCCCAAGCAUGGUUAUAAACAUGAGCCAGAUGGUACUCCAAAAAUCUACCUAUCUUCAUUGAAAUAUAUCUACAACGACCUAAAGUACCAGUGUCAUUUGAGAAACUCGGCAUUUGAUGUUUCAGUGGAUGUUUUGGAGUCUUCUGAACGUUGUUAUUUUGGUACAGGUUCAUCAACUUGGUCCAACCAGCAACAAUUGGAGGAGCUUUUGGAUUAUAUGAAACAAUUAAAUGGUAAGUCGAAUGAAAAUUUUGAUAGUUAUGCUGCAAAGUAUUUAAACAAAAGGCGAUUUCUUCCUCAGUCAGAUGCUGAAACGUUUGCCAAUUUUCCAACUUCAUUCGAUUUGGUUGAUGUUGAAAAAAAAUUGCAGUUUCACCGUCUGCGAAUGCAGUUUGGUAGAGACAUACUCAUAUGGGGAAAGUUUAAAGACUUGUUCAAAUUGGUGGAUGCACCAUCGUUUGAUGGGACUGCAUCAAAGAGGAAUGGUUCAGGCAUGGCAAAUGAAACAGUUGCUUCGAGAAACAUCGAUGUAGUAAAUGGCCACAAAGAAGUGCAAAAUGUUGUGGAUGACUCGGAGAAUGAUGUUAUAUUCUCGGAUUUUGAGGAUGAACUGUUGGAUGGCAAAGAUGGCGCAAACAAUACGAAUUCGAAGAACGGAGGUGCUCCUGCAUCAAUCAGCACCUUACCUGCGAAAGAUACUAACAACUGUGACCGCGACAACUCGGUUGAAUAUCGUGCUGAUGCCGAUGAUGCUGACAAUGACAAUGACGAGCUUGGAGACUACGAUUCAGCGGAAGAGCUCGAUGAAUCAAUUAUGAAGAUAAUGACACAAACUAGAGCCAAGAAUGAACCCACUGCAGCCGUAAAGUUGCCCAGUUUUGAUGAAAUAGCCUCGAUUGAAGAUUUCUCAUUCACACCUACGCCCAGUCAGUCCAAUGGACAUCCCCCAUUGAAAAACAUGCAAGUGGGAGCUUGUGAAUUUGAGGUGAUACUACCAGAUCAAUUGAAAAAGGAAAAUUACAAAAAGGUUUUCCAAGAUUCUGGAAUGAUGGAGAUAAAUUAUGAUGAUCCAUUCUACAAUACCGUCGAUGAUGUUCCUACAAAGCCCUUUAUUUUUGCCAAUCAAAAAAUGAACGUUGCUGUAAAAAACUCUUUAACUAUUCCAAGUUUAGAUGUUGUGAAUGUGGAUAGAACUGGGGGUAAAGGGGACCUUGUUGGUAACAAGGUACGUACAUGGGAGUAUGUUUCCCAACCUCCUAGCAAAGAGAGUGUUAUUGAUUGGCUCAAAAGUGAAGAGAACAAAUUGAUGAAGAAACGCCUCAAAUACAGGUCUCAAAUUGAACCGGGUGUAACCCAAUCCCAUGACUUUAAAUUCAGUUACAACUCCGAAAAGGUUUCACGUAAACCGGAUGAGUUUAAUUACUUGAGCAGUUUCCAUUUAGAGAUCCAUGCGAGUCCACCAAAUUCAAAGUUGGCAGUUGACCCUCUACGAGAUCCUGUAUUGUUCAUUUUCUAUUCAUUUGAUGAUGCGAAUGAAAUGUUUGUCACUUCCAAGUGCAAAACCGGUGUUCUCGUUCUCAACAAUAACAACUACAACGUUGAACUUUUCACGAGGAUGAGCAAGUCUUUGGGUUUAUUCAUUGAAUUAUUUGAUGAGGAAACGAAGAUGGUGGAAAAAUUGAUCGAGUUUGUGGGCAUAUACGAUCCGGAUAUUUUGUCCGGCUAUGAGGUCAAUUCAAUGUCUUGGGGAUACGUUGUUGAGAGGUUUCGUGAGGUUUAUCAAUUGAACAUUAUGAGUAAAUUGAGCAGAGGAACCCAUCGAAGUAAUGGUAAGCUAGGUGAUCGAUGGGGUUAUACUCAUACUGCCAACAUUGAAAUCAAUGGAAGGCAUAUCUUGAACGUGUGGAGAAUUUUGAAAUCUGAGAUGGCACUCACUAGUUACACUUUGGAAAAUGUGUGUUACCACUUACUUCAUAGACCCUUACCAAGAUACCUGCUUCACCAAAUAUCGCAAUGGUUGCAGAGUGGGAGAUUCAAAGACAUUCAAGUGGCACUUUCCUACUACAUGAAACGAAUAGAGUUGACAUUGAAAAUCAUAUCGGUUCAAGAGUUGAUUACUAGAAAUGUUGAACAUUCGAGGUUGAUUGGAAUAGAAUUCAACUCCAAUUUUUAUCGUGGAUCACAAUACAAAGUAGAGUCAAUAUUGUCGAGAAUAUCCAAACUGGAGAGCAUCUUGCUAAACUCACCUUCCAAAGUACAAGUACACGAAAUGAGGCCAAUUGAAUGUAUCCCAUUGAUUUUGGAGCCAAAGUCGAAUUUUUAUAAAUCGCCGUUGGUGGUUUUGGAUUUUCAAUCCUUGUAUCCAUCAAUUAUGAUUGCUUACAACUACUGCUACUCAACAUUGAUUGGUAAGCUUCACAACUUUAAGCCAAAGAAGAACAAUAUUGGCUAUUUGAAGAAUCUCAACUUGCCACCAGGUAUAGUAGACUUACUUAUGGAAGAUGAUGCUGUCAACAUCUCCCCCAAUGGGUUUGCAUUUGUCAAGAGUCAUGUACGAAAAUCGAUUUUGGCGAAAAUGUUGGAAGAGAUUUUAAACAUACGUUUAAAAACGAAGUCUGUGAUGAAAUUGUUUAAAGAUGAUACAGAGCUAACGAAACUUUAUAAUGCUAGACAAAUUGCUUUGAAAUUGAUUGCCAAUGUGACAUAUGGAUACACCUCGGCAACAUUCAGUGGUCGAAUGCCAAACUCCGACAUUGCCGAUGCAAUCGUUUCAACUGGAAGAGAAGUUCUUGAUAAAUCAAUUGAAAUGAUCGAAGCAGGUGGUUAUGGCGCUAAAGUUGUUUAUGGUGACACUGAUUCGUUAUUUGUGUAUUUCCCUGGAAAAUCAAAAGCUGAAGCAUUCAAACUGGGACGCGAAAUUGCCAAGGUUGUUACCAAGUUCUUUCCCGAUCCAAUUCAACUCAAGUUUGAAAAGGUGCAUCAUCCAUGUGUCUUGCUUGCAAAGAAACGAUAUGUUGGAUAUUCUUUUGAGUAUGAGGAUCAAGUGGUUCCCAAAUUUGACGCUAAAGGAAUUGAAACCGUGCGUAGAGAUGGUAUACCGGCUCAGCAGAAGAUAACGGAAAAGGCAUUGAGAAUUUUGUUCGAGACAAAGGACUUGUCCAAAGUGAAGCAAUACACGUUGAAGCAGUUUUUGAAAAUAUUCAAUAACAAAAUCGCCAUUAACGAUUUCUGCUUUGCUAAAGAGGUGAAAUAUGGGAAUUACAAGGACGAAAGGUACUUGCCCCCUGGUGCUUUGCUUGCAAGUAAAGCAGUUGAAGACGAUCCUAGAAAAGAGCCACAAUACAAGGAAAGAAUUCCCUAUGUUGUUACUCGUGAUUCCACAAAGAUUAGAAUCAAAGAUCGAGUCAUGUUUCCGGAGGAUUUUAUAAAGACAUUUAGCACUGUUGAGCCUUUGAUGUUGGACUAUGAGUAUUACAUAACAAGGGUAUUGAUUCCUCCAUUGGAGAGAAUUUUCAAUUUGAUGGGAGCUGACGUGAGAGGAUGGUAUAGAGAAUUGCCCAAGUUUACAAGAUCUAACAUAAUCAGUGCGUUCAGUGAUUCUUGUUUAAUUUGUGGUAGCAGAUUGGAUGGAAGGGAGUAUGUUUGUCUGAAAUGUUCUCUAGAUGAGCAACAACUAGUGGCAAAUGUUGCCAUGACUUGCAAGAAGAUGCAACAGAAAAUUAUUGAAAUUGAAAAUACGUGUCGUAAUUGCCUGCAAAAUGUGUUUGAGUCUGGUGUUUCUGUAUCGCAAUACACUUACAAUUGUAUUAAUCGUGAUUGUUCUGUAUAUUAUAACAAGGUCAAAGUUGGACAAGAAGCUAAGCAACUAUUCAUUAGAAACGACAAAAUAAUGCAAACUUUGGAGUGGUGA